UGCGCCGAUGUCCCGGCGAGUCCCGGGCUGAAGGAGGCGGCUCUGGGCGGCGCGGAGUGCUGUGGCGGGCCGGGGCUGCGGCGUGUGCACGCUCGCCAGCUGUGCCGGGGAUACGGUGAGGGCCGCGGACUGCGGAGCCGGCAGUGCUGGAGGGGGCGGUGUCUUGAUCUUAUCAAAAAUUUCAGCUGUAGCACUUGGACUAGAAGCUGAAACAAUAGCAGCUGUGUACGAUGCAUUAGGGUAUUGAAGAAAAUUAAUUUUUGAAUUAAAUAUUUGGAACAUAAGGAAAGGUGACUGAAAAUGGGGCGGAAGAAAAUACAAAUCACACGCAUAAUGGAUGAAAGAAACCGACAGGUCACUUUUACAAAGAGAAAGUUUGGGUUGAUGAAGAAAGCCUAUGAACUUAGUGUGCUCUGUGACUGUGAAAUAGCACUCAUCAUUUUCAACAGCUCUAACAAACUGUUUCAGUAUGCCAGCACUGAUAUGGACAAAGUUCUUCUCAAGUAUACAGAAUAUAAUGAGCCUCAUGAAAGCAGAACCAACUCGGAUAUUGUUGAGGCUCUGAACAAGAAGGAACACAGAGGGUGCGACAGCCCAGACCCUGAUACUUCAUAUGUGCUAACUCCACAUACAGAAGAAAAAUAUAAAAAAAUUAAUGAGGAAUUUGAUAAUAUGAUGCGGAAUCAUAAAAUCGCACCUGGUUUGCCACCUCAGAACUUCUCAAUGUCUGUCACAGUCCCUGUGACCAGUCCUAAUGCUUUAUCCUACUCUAAUCCAGGGAGUUCACUUGUGUCGCCAUCUUUGGCAGCCAGCUCAACAUUAGCAGAUUCAAGCAUGCUAUCUCCACCUCCAGCUACAUUACAUAGAAAUGUAUCCCCAGGAGCUCCUCAGAGACCACCAAGUACUGGCAAUGCAAGUGGGAUGUUGAGCACUACAGACCUCACAGUGCCAAAUGGAGCUGGAAGCAGCCCAGUGGGGAAUGGAUUUCUAAACUCAAGAGCUUCUCCAAAUAUGAUUGGAAAUACUGGUGCAAAUAGUUUAGGCAAAGUCAUGCCUACAAAGUCUCCCCCUCCACCAGGUGGUGGCAAUCUUGGAAUGAAUAGUCGGAAACCAGAUCUUCGAGUUGUCAUCCCACCUUCAAGCAAGGGCAUGAUGCCUCCACUGUCGGAGGAAGAGGAAUUGGAGUUGAAUACCCAGAGGAUAAGCAGUUCUCAAGCCACUCAACCUCUUGCUACCCCAGUSGUGUCUGUGACAACCCCAAGCUUGCCUCCACAGGGACUUGUGUACUCAGCAAUGCCAACAGCCUACAACACUGAUUACUCACUGACCAGCGCAGAUCUGUCAGCCCUGCAAGGUUUCAACUCCCCUGGAAUGCUGUCUUUGGGGCAGGUGUCAGCCUGGCAGCAGCACCAUCUAGGACAAGCAGCCCUCAGCUCUCUUGUUGCUGGAGGGCAGUUAACUCAGGGUUCAAAUUUAUCCAUUAAUACCAACCAAAACAUCAACAUUAAAUCAGAACCGAUUUCACCUCCCCGGGACCGAAUGACCCCAUCAGGCUUCCAGCAGCAGCAGCCACCACAGCAGCAGCCACCACAACCCCCACAGCCCCAGCCCCGGCAGGAAAUGGGGCGCUCCCCUGUGGACAGUCUGAGCAGCUCAAGCAGCUCUUAUGAUGGCAGUGACCGAGAAGAUCCACGGGGUGACUUCCAUUCUCCAAUUGUGCUUGGCCGACCCCCAAACACUGAGGACAGAGAAAGCCCUUCUGUAAAGCGCAUGAGAAUGGAUGCUUGGGUGACCUAAGGCUUCCAGGCUCAUGCUUGUACUUUGUGUUACUGCAGUGAACUGCCCUACAUAUCUAAAUUGGUAAAUAAGGACAUGAGUUAAAUAUAUUUAUAUGUACAUACAUACAUAUAUAUUCCUUUGCAUAUAUAUGUAUGUGGGUGUGAGUGUGUGUAUGUGUGGGUGUGUGUUGCAUACACAGAAUCAGGCACUUAACCUGCAAACUCUUGUAGGUCUGCAAAUGUGUGUCCCAUGGCAGACAAAGCACCCUGUAGGCACAGACCAGUCUGGCAUUUCCUUGGACUACUUGUUUCGUAAGAUAACCAGUUUUUGCAAAGAAAUGUGUACCCAUAUAUAAUUCUCCCACACUAGCUUGCAGAAACCUAGAGGGCCCCCUACUUGUUUUAUUUAACUGUGCGGUGACUGUAGUUACUUCAGAAAAAAAUGCUUUGUAGAACAGAGCAGUAGAAAAGCAGGAACCAAGAAAGCAAUACUGUACAUAAAAUGCCAUUUAUAUUAAUUACCCAACYUGGCAUGGGUCUCUGUUGCAAAUGGGUGCAUGGGAAAGGGCUGUUGAUAUUAAAAAACAAACAAAAAAAAACACAAAAAAGCCCCCACACAUAACUGUUUUGCA
Messenger RNA from Urocitellus parryii (Arctic ground squirrel), 2410 nucleotides. It is a transcript of the gene Mef2a, whose product is annotated as myocyte enhancer factor 2A. NCBI's taxonomy places the organism in Eukaryota, Metazoa, Chordata, Mammalia, Rodentia, Sciuridae. Gene Ontology annotation, molecular function: RNA polymerase II cis-regulatory region sequence-specific DNA binding; DNA-binding transcription factor activity, RNA polymerase II-specific; histone deacetylase binding. Gene Ontology annotation, biological process: cell differentiation; positive regulation of transcription by RNA polymerase II. The record is from RefSeq and is a predicted model, not a curated record.